AUGAUGACAUAAUUAGAGCAUCCUGAUGGUUCUCCUCUUAGGCCUAAUUCUAUAUUGAAAGAUAGGGAUAAGGGUAAGAAUGGAUGCAAUGAAUAUCUAGAGAGGUCAAGAAAUAUCAAGGGAAAGGAAAGUGAGAUUUAGAAUAGGAAUACUCGAAAACCCGGUCGGACCAAGUGGCCGUAGGAGGAUGUCGAAUUGAAUUCAGUUUCUAAUAAGUGUAUUCUUGUGUUCAAUAUAUUAAAUAAGUCUAUUUCUAAAAAUAUAAGAUGA
Molecule: messenger RNA, 270 nt
Organism: Paramecium octaurelia
Lineage: Eukaryota; Ciliophora; Oligohymenophorea; Peniculida; Parameciidae
Source: the annotation of a GenBank genome assembly